Molecule: messenger RNA, 1605 nt
Organism: Populus trichocarpa (black cottonwood)
Lineage: Eukaryota; Viridiplantae; Streptophyta; Magnoliopsida; Malpighiales; Salicaceae
Product: pentatricopeptide repeat-containing protein At4g21190
Exons: 6
Coding region: 166-1233 (355 amino acids)
Molecular function (GO): protein binding
Source: RefSeq, a predicted model, not a curated record
AAUAUCUAUCCAUUUGUCUAUCUAUCCAUCUUGUGUUUGGCUGCUAGAAAGAAAUAAAAAGCGAGAAAUAAGAGGGAAAAGAAAAGAAAAUCAACAUAACAAGUUUUCCAGUCUGACACUCACACUCUCUCCAUUACAGCUUCUCCUUCUUCAACUUCUGCCCGGAUGCUUUGUUUAAGAUAUUCGUUGCCACUAAUUCCAAAUAGAUUUCAGUCCUUUGAUACUACCAGGAAUACCAAAAGCUGUGUUGUGGUUUGUGCUGCUAAAGGUCCACGACCAAGAUAUCCGCGAGUUUGGAAAACAAAAAGGAGAAUUGGGACUAUCUCAAAAUCAGCAAAGCUUGUUGAUUGUAUAAAGGGAUUGUCUAAUGUCAAGGAGGAAGUGUACGGGGCUCUUGAUUCCUUUGUUGCUUGGGAAUUGGAGUUCCCACUAAUUGCAGUUAAGAAAGCAUUAAGAGCUCUGGAGGAGCAACAAGAAUGGAAGAGGAUAAUUCAGGUCACCAAGUGGAUGUUAAGCAAAGGGCAAGGAAGGACAAUGGGAACUUAUUUCACAUUAAUGAAUGCUUUAGCUGAGGAUGGAAGACUUGAUGAAGUUGAAGAGCUUUGGACAAAAUUAUUUUCACAGUACUUGGAAGGCACGCCUCGAAUGAUGUUUGAUAAAAUGAUUUCUAUAUAUUACAAAAGGGACAUGCAUGACCAGAUAUUUGAGAUAUUUGCUGAUAUGGAGGAGCUAGGUCUCCGCCCAAGUGUUUCAAUUGUCAACAUGGUGGGAAAUGUCUUCCAGAGAUUGGGUAUGAUGGACAAGUAUGAAAAAUUAAAGAAAAAAUAUCCACCACCGAAAUGGAUUUACCGAUACAUCAAAGGGAAGCGUGUCAGGGUUCGAGCAAAGAAUGACAAUGAAGCUGGUGAUGUUAACAGUGUUGCAAGUGGGGAUGAGGAGGCUUCCCAUGAUGAUGAAUUAGAUGGCAUUAAUGAUGUUGCAAGUGGGGAUGAGGAGGCUUCCCAUGACAAUAAAUUGGAUGGCAUCAAUGAUGUUGCAAGUGAGGAUGAGGAGGCUUUCCAUGAUGAGAGUGAAGUAGGCAUUCGCAUAGAUGCGAAUGAAGUCGGCGUGGAAACCAAUUUAAGUUCCAAUGAUUUUAGUGUUGAAGCUAACAGUUCUCUCUCUGAGUGUCAAAAUCAGGAUCGAUUGCAUUGGGAGCAUAAUCAACCUUCAGGUGUCAGCAAUUCCAGUUAGAUUCAUUUGAACAACUGACGGUCGCGAUACUGAAAGAACAGACGGUAGUGCUGCUCGAAGACUUCAGGGCCAUAAUCCAAGAAACAUGUCCAAGCCCAUCAGAUAACCCGUUCCUGGAUGGUUGCAAUUCAAGGUCCUGGCAUGUGCCAUUGCCAUUGUGUUUCUUGUAUGGAUCAAUCAGAAUGGCUAGUGUGCAAGUUACUCUUCUGGAACCGAAGUUACUCCGGGAAAAUGGAAGAGAGAAAGGGUAGUGAUAGAGAAAGAUGAAAUGAUUCUACACAUCAAAAUAUGGAAGCAUCUUCAAAAUAGAAUGGAUUCCCUGUAUUCUAGUUGCAUAACAGUUCGUGAAAAUGCAAAGAAUAUUGAUAUUCA